UGUUCAAACAUCGGUUGGCAAACGAACUCACGGAAAUUUUAAACGCUCGAGUGCAGUUAGGGUUAAGGUUCGUUUACUUUAUUAGCGCGCAUGAAGCGCUUUUAAGAAGAUUUUCUUACAGUAAAAAAGUCAUUUGUUAGAUUCAACCAAUUGUGACGAUAUUCACUUAAGAAUGAGAACGGAAUCGCCCAUCGUGCAGCCAUCUUUUUCGAUGUAAUUUCCUCAACGUGACCAUUUUUCGAGCAGACGAUUCUUUAAGUAGUGCAAAAAUAAAAAGACGAAGGAUGUCAAUGUCUACGUUUGACUUGAAGAAACCCAAAUCCUUUAUUCAUUAGGUCAACUGAUACCUGGAUCGCUUCUCUAAAACAUUCGAUAAGCGAAAGUUUGGGAGAGAGUUUUAGCUGAAAGAUAUGGAUCUCUGAGAAUAACAAUGUUACCAAAGUGUGCCUUACCUGGCUUAGCGGUUAUUACGUUUCAUUUCAUCUUGGUGGCAUUUGCAGAACAAAGUUUUGAAAUACUAAAUGAUUUUUCGCUGCUAGCACCAGAGACACCAUCAGAAUCCGUUCCAUCAUUCAAAACUAAGGAAGUGACAUCCACAAGUACUAGAGAAAUUUACGAUCAAAUAUCACCAUCUCGAGAAUCCACGACUCCUAUGUCACGAAUCCUGAAAACAAUGGAUACUUUUCAUUCAACAGACAACGCAUCAUCUACUUUAGCAACAGCACUUUAUGCGCCACCUACAUACAAUAGUGACAAUUAUGCUCAACAUUAUUUAUAAGAAAAAGCGAUUUCACUUCCUUCAAACUUUUAAAAUUCAUACACAUUUUGUUUCUAAUAAUAUUAUUAACAAAACAACAUUGGUUUUACUAUUUGAUUAUUGGUUUUAUAAAUGUGAUGUAAAAUAAUGUAGGUAAAUAGACACCGAGUAAAUAAGUCUAACAUAUACAUAAAAUAACUGGUUUUUAACACUGGGGAAAAAAUUUGUUUUGUUUUCUGUUGCAUGAGAUAUUUUUAACACAUUUUAGAUAUUUUCUCAUUGCUGAUAUCAAAUCUGCAAUUGGUUUCUCUGUGCAAGAUACAGUUUUUAUACAAUUUAAUACUAAAGUUCGAACCAGGAUUUUUUAAAACUCACUCGACUGCCUACUUUUUCUCCACACUUCUCUGUUACGUAGGGCCUGGUAGAAAGAAGGCAAGAAUACAUUUCUCUUUAUGGUGCGAUAAAUUAAUAUCACGUGUUGUUUGUUUGUUUUUUUUUUGUCUUAAGUGCUAUUUUCAAAAGAACAGACAAGUGCAUACCUGCCAACUUUUAAUCCUUUCAAUGGUUUUCCCCAGUGGGAGAAAAUUCGAACUUAAAUUACAAUUCUAGGCAGAAACAUAUGCUGACUUUAGAUAAAGCUUAUCUGGAUAAACACGGGUGUAUUUUAUAUCAAUAUAUAUGUUUAAAUUUUUUUAAAAUAGUGGUGGUCAAAAAAAUUAUAAAUUAAGUUUAUAAAUGCAAGGAAUAUAUAGAAAACAUACAUUUUACUACCACUUUAAAUAUAGAAAUAAAAUUUUACGCCAAAUGCGCAAAAGUUGGCAGGUAUGCAAGUGUUUAUGCUUAUAAACCUAUAUGUUCUUUCUAAACUUGUACAUUUAGAUCAAAAAAAAUAAUAAUAAACUAACUAAAAUUGCAAUUCCAGAUAUACAGAUUUGAAAUUCUCACAUCCGAAUCCGGUAAGAUCAAGUAUUUGUAGAAAUGCAAUAUUUUUUUUUUCUUUUUGUGUAUUUUUUUAAUUGAGGACUUUACGAAAUUACAAAAGAAAUCUGCAAAAAUAAUUAAAUUUCAUUAUUGAACUAUUAAAGUAGCCACAAGGAAAUUUUUUCAUAAAAUUCGUAAAUGGCAACUAUCUAUUUCAUAGACACGCACAAAAAAAUACUUCUUUCAAAUUAUUCAUAAAAAUAAUGGUAUACCGUAAAUCGAGAUUAAGUUGUUGUCUUAGCUAAUUUAGCCAUUUUCUAUGUCAAGCAAGUACUUGAAACAGAUUCAUGAUCCUUCUAUUGUUUCAUUCAUGAAAAGGCAAAAGCGCCAAACAUUUUAAUUUAUCAACUAGACAAUGUUUUUCCAGUUUGAGCGUAGUAUGUCACACUUUUGUUUUUAAGUUUAGCUCAUUUUUAAAAAUUUUAAAAUUUGGAAAGAAAAAAAUAUUGCACAAACACUGGAAUUUGAGAGAAUUUUUUCUUUUAGCUUUUUAGAAAAGAACCAAGGUGCAUGAUUGUUUCCAAUAUAAAAACUCUUUAUUUUGAUCAAAACUACAUAAAAUAUUAAAACUAAUUUGCUUCUGAGUAGAACCAGAUUGUUUUCGCUUUAAUAUUUCAGCAUAAAAAAAUAUCAGUUUUAUCUUACAAUUUCAGAGGAAUAGUAUAGAAUUAAUUGUAAACAUUAAAAAAAUUAAAAUUUAUUGUGCUUUGAUAAGAUAUGUAAAAUCAGUGUAUUAGCUGUUGUUUUCGUAUACAAUUGUAUAUAUAUACCUAAUAUAAUACCUAAACAACUUAAUUAUUUGUUUCUUUUCUUCUGAAAAUAUUUUUUUUUUAAAUUUAGCAGUAACAAAUUAUAUAAAAUUGGGAAAUGAUUGUUUUUGAUAGAAUAUGCAUACGAUUCACAUUUGACUUAUUUUUAGAAGAAAGUGUACAAUACACGUUUGAAACUGAACACCUGAUUAUUCGAAACUGGACUAAAUAGAAAAGCAAAAUCCUUCGCAUUUUGUGUCAUUGAUGCUCACUUGUAUAUAUCUUUGAAUUUCAUCAUAAUGUAUGUAUAUAUUUUAUUUGCAACAUUAAAACUUAUUUUAAACUAAAGGAGUAAAAUCCCUUUUAAAUUCCA
This is a messenger RNA of Parasteatoda tepidariorum (common house spider), 2860 nucleotides long. RefSeq lists its product as uncharacterized. The record is from RefSeq and is a predicted model, not a curated record. Lineage: Eukaryota; Metazoa; Arthropoda; Arachnida; Araneae; Theridiidae.